This is a messenger RNA of Ostrea edulis (European flat oyster), 6342 nucleotides long. RefSeq lists its product as uncharacterized. Gene Ontology annotation, molecular function: zinc ion binding. Lineage: Eukaryota; Metazoa; Mollusca; Bivalvia; Ostreida; Ostreidae. The coding region runs from base 327 to 4262 and encodes 1311 amino acids. The record is from RefSeq and is a predicted model, not a curated record. The transcript is spliced from 8 exons.
UACAUUUACUGUGCUUCCUUGUCGUCUAAAAUCAGAUGGAUCGGACAAUUAGUUGAAUAUUUGAUGACCCGAUCCUUAUUUUCAUAUUGUGUGAUCAGACUGAAAAUUGAUCUUGAUAGCAAUAAUUAUAUUCUCACAUUGCACCUACAGAAACUCCGCCAAUAAACGGAAUCGCACGAAGUAUUCCGAUUACAACUAAGCCUGGAACUACUUUUUGUACAUCACGGACAUACAAAGUGCAGCGUGAGAAGAUACAUUAGGAUACCUGGACAUUCUAAAAUGACUUUCAGCAGAUCAUAUUCCUAAAGACCAAUACCCUCCUUGUCAUGGACAUACUAGGACUCAGUACACAAUAUAAAGUACGACAGUGUUCUCAAUGUCGGGGGGACACUAAGUUCUACUGUAACACAUGUAAACGUGAUCUGUGUUUCCAGUGUAAAGCGAGACAUGGCAUUGAUCUAGAUAUCAAACAUCAUGAUGUUGAAAUUGGCCAUGAGAAGUUUAGAUAUUUACCUAAACAGAGGUCUGCUUUGCUUUAUGAUAGGAGAAAAAAACAAGUAGGAAAUGAACAAGUGAAACUGACGUCCUCACCUGUAUUACACACGUCUUUUUGUGUAACAGGUGUUAGUUGUGUGUUUCACAUAUCUCGUGUGAUGUCAGACCGGGUCUGGGUCUCUGGUAGAAACAAUCUCAUCUUGACAGACACAACAGGAGUUACUAUACAUGAUCUGAGAGACAUAACAUCAUUGUAUAUAGGAGGAAUACACACAGUGAACAGUUCUGGUGAACUGAUUUAUAUAGACAGAGAUGGUAAUAUCAAGAAGCUGUCUGUAAGUAAUAAAAUAGUCACAACACUGUUAGAGAGAACAUUACCAUGGGUACCACAGUGUGUGUACUUCUCCUCCGCCACUGGAGAUCUGGUGGUCGGGAUGUGUAACAUGGGUACGGGCAAGGUAACUCGGUACAACAGUAUUGGACAACACAUCCUGACCAUAGAACACGGCAACAGAGGUCACACACUGUACCAUAUUCUUUUGCAUAUCACAGAGAACAAGAACGGUGAUAUCAUUGUGUCGGAAUGGAUUAAUUAUAACCGUGGUGCUGUAGUGGUGACAGAGCGCGGGGGGAGACAUCGAUUCUCCUACACAGGACCUCCAUCAAGACCACCACUAAUACCACUAGGAAUCUGUACAGACGCGCUGUCACACAUCCUGGUGUGUGAUUUAAACACCGAUACAGUACAGAUGAUUGACAAGGACGGUCACUUCCUGUCUCUGUUACUGACACAAAAACACAGGAUAUACCCACCAUACAGCCUAGACUAUGAUGAUAAAACUCACCUUCUCUGGGUCGGGUCAUGGGACACCAAUACAGUGUCUGUAUUUAGACAUAUACAGAGGAGGUACUCUCUGACUGAUAAUUCAGUCGAUGAUGAUAAGAUCUUCAAAUCCACUGAUGACAUGAAAAGUGGGGACGGCACCAGCAAAACAUCUGAGUCCAAGUUUAUUUUACCUUUGUUUGGUUUAUCUCGCAAGGCAAAGAAAGAUAAGAACCCCAUUUCAGCAGCAAGUAAACUUACUCCAGAUGAUUCAUUCAGUGAUAAAUCUAUUGAUGAAAUGAUGAAAAAUCUGCUGCCUGCAACAGAAGACUUGAGUUUUGGUGAAGAAUCUUAUACUGAAUGGAUUUUAUCUUUGUCUGGCAAGAGAAAAAGUGAAGAGAUCUCCGUUGAAGUAGGAACUAGACUUACUAAAGAUGAUCCAUUCAGUGAUUAUUCCAAGAUCUCGGUAUCUACUGAUGACACGAAAAAUUGGAUAACUGCAACAGAAGACUUUAGUUCUUUUGAUGAUACUGAUGAUUCACUCUGUGAUGAUGAGAAGAUAUUCAGAUCCACUUAUGACAAGAAAAUUUGUGAAGACACCAGCAAAAAACUUAAUUCAAUGUUUAUUUCAUCUUUGUGUGGCAAGGAAAAGAAAGACAAGAACCCCGUUUCAGCAGGAAAUAACUUUUCUUCAGGGAAAACCAAGAAAUAUAUGUCUACCAUGGCGAAAACGUUAAUGACCAAAAGACGGGAACGACUGAAAGAAAAUGGAGAGGCUGAUAUUCGAAUCAGUUUGUCAGUUAAUUCUCUAGAUAUCGAAACACAAUCUCGUAAACUUGGAAGAAGUCAAAUCAUAAACAAGGAUUAUGGAGAGAUUCUUGGUAGCCUUGAUUAUUUAGACUGUGUAGGUCUUAGUUUAGAGGAUAAAGUUAGACAGAGUAUGGCUAUUAACCCAUUCUUACAGUCUAUAGAACGAUUCUCUGAGUGUAAUGUACAGGACUUUAUAGAAUGGAUGAAAAAUUGCAGAAAGGUCCUCAGAAAAACACGAUCUACAACAUGGGGCAGUAUUUCUUCUAUUUUGUUUGCUGUGUAUACAAAAGGGGCCAUCUUGGAAUUCAAGGAAAAGAAUCUUGUUGAAAUCAUUGAUCACAGUAUACGAUGUGCGAUAGAGAGCGAGAAUUGCAUACUCAUUUCAGAGCUUGUCAGGGUAUACUUUUAUAAUCACGAUAUUCAGUUGCAAAGAAUGUUUGAAGAUAUGAAGGGUAUUAGUCCUGCCAUUAUUGACACAAUCUUACAAACUGUGAGAAAUCUGAUUUUAAGAAAAUUACCGACACGCCAAAACAAUGCCAUCGUAUUGUCUUUCUGUGUUAAAUGUGAACAAGAAAAUAAUUUAGUGAUGAUCAUGUCAUACAAAGGUGAUAUAGAAAUGAAAGACAGAAUACCAGACAAAGUCAUGGGAUUAAAACUUGUCCUGUACAACUUUACACAUCCAUCGGAUGAAGCAUCGAGUGUUUUCAAAUCCAUUCCAGUUUCAAAGAAAUCUCCAUUACCAACUGUCACAGAAAGUGAAGCAAGAGAACUAUUUAGGAGACACUCUAACCUUACAAUGAUAUCAGCCUCACCAUAUAAAUCAAUGGGAUAUUCCAAAGGGAAACACAGAGUUGUAGAGAAACUGUGUAUCGGUCUAUUUUGUUUCCAUAAAGGGUAUAUUCCCUACGGAGAGGAAAGAUUUCCAAAACAAUUAGGAGAGUUUGAAGUGGAUGUCCAGGAGGGAUACUGUGUUCUUGGAAGUGGCGCAUCUCUAGAAAUUGGCGGAUAUAUUUGCCGUGCAGGUUGUGGAAGUAUUGGCGGGUUUGUGGAUCUUCCCAAUAAUAAAACUGGUCUUAUUACAUGUGCGCAUGUCAUAUUUUCAUCAAAAGAACUAGAAGAAUUGGAAUCGAUGAACGGAAUUCCUCCAGGCAUUGAAGCAAAAGCCUUUGAUAGAACAGCUCACACAUAUAAAGUGUGUGGAACAUGUGUUGCUGCAGAAUUUCCGAAAUCUUUCCAACAGGCUACACCCCCACAACCUAAUGUUGAUGCUGUUUUAAUUGAACUUGAUCCAGUGAUAGAUACUUUCAGGUUACGGACUGUGUCCUCAGAUCAACUGUACUCUGCAGGUUUUGACCCAGAUAAUCCCCCUGUAUUUUCGGGAGAAGUUGUACCUCUGUCUGAUCCAGAUCCCAUGAACAGAAUCUGCCGUCGAAUUCCAGGAAAAUUAGACAGUGUUGUAAAAUACGGCGUCCAAACUGGGUUGACCAUUGGUGAUCUUUACCACAGUGGUGUUCAUGUCCGGUUUAUAAAUGAUAGUCUGAAACUUCCAGAUAAUUCACGAAGUGCUAUUAUGUGUGAUCAAAUUGAAAUUCAAAACUUUCCUCAAGGUCAGUUUUUUGAGUGUGGUGACUCGGGUUCCUUUGUCUUUUGUAUUAAUCCUGAUAAAAGACUCAGUUGUCUCGGGAUGGCAGUUGGACUAUCCCUUCCACAAAAGACCUGUCUAGUGACUCCUAUUGACAGAAUCUUACGCAGUGUGUGUCCUCCUGGUGCUCGCAUAAAACGUUGUAAUUCUUUGUGUGAUCAAACCAGGACCAAUACACCACUUCAACCUCAAGCAACAUUAGACAUGAUUAUGGCAGCCAUUGGAAAUUUUCAGACUUCGUUACAGACUGUUGAAAGGAAUGUUGAGAGAAACUUGCAAACUUCCUUACAGAAUGUUGAAACUAAUUUCCAAGCUUCGCUACAAAAUGCUGAGAGGAAUCUCCAAGCUUCGUUACAGAGUACUGAAACAAGUUUUCAAGUCUCAUUACAGAAAGUACGAACUGAAGUUCGAACUCUACAGAGUCAGGUUCAACAAAUUGAAGAUUCCAAACCUCGAACAUCAUCAAAUCAAUCCAAUGCCAAUCAAAAUUAAGAUUAUGUUGAGAUGAACCAUCUGAUUAUACAUUUUUGAACAAUAUUUGCAUUUAAACAAUCUUGGCUCUAGUGAGCUUUUCUGGUUGAAGUUUGUCCGGCGUCUGUGGUUGUCGUCAGUGUCGUUAACUUUUCACAUUUUCAUCUCCAGAAAUUAAACACUGAAUCAAUUUCAAUCCAACUUUGUAUAAAUCAUACUUAAGUAAAGAGAAUUUAAUUUUGUUCAAAUAAAGGGUUAUGUUCCCUUCAAGGGGGUGGCGAUCAAGAAGAGGCAAAAAUAGAGUGGGCCAUUCAAAGAAUCGUAGGGCUAGAAAAGUGGAAAUUUUCACGAAAACCCCAUGAGAUACGAUUGAAGUCAGCAUUUCGCAAAUUCUGUGGUCGUUGUGACGAUCUAGUUCGUCAAUACAACCUCGCAUUGGGUCGGGUGCUGUCUGGCGUGUUUCGUGCCGGUUGUUGAGCCGUUCUUGACACACUGAUUUUGACUGUGGAUAAGUCCGUUUACCUGAUCAGGAUAUGGGGCUCACGGCGGGUGUGACCGGUCAACAGGAGAUGCUUACUCCUCCUAGGCACCUGAUCCCACCUCUGGUGUGUCCAGGGGUCCGUGUUUGCCCAACUAUCUAUUUUGUAUUGCUUGUAGAAGUUUUGAGAUUGAUCACUGUUCGUUAUCUUCACCUUGCAUAGUGAAGAUGGGGAAAUCUUAAAAAAAAAAAAAAAAAAAAAAAAGUCUUCCCAAGAACCACUGGGCCAGAAAUGUUUAAAAUUACAUCGAAACUUCCUCAUAUAAUUUUGAUUUGUAAAUAAGUAUCUCAUAUGUUUCAAAACUACAGGAAAUGAAAACCACUUAACCAUAAGUGUGAAUUUAUUAUAAAAUCGUUCGUUGUAACUGUAUUUACUGCAUAUGGUAAUUUAUUUCUUUUCAAGCUGUGCCACACUACAUCAUAUCCAAAUGCAAAUGAUUCCAAGUUGUAUUGAUUCAAGUUUUUAUGCUCUUGCAACUAUAGUCGGGUGUCUUGUUUUGUCCAGCAUGUCUGACACUUAAAUCUUGCUCAUGAUAUUUGAAUGAUGAGAAAAAGGCCUCUUACAUAUCAUGUGCACAUUUCUUUUCACAAGACUUUUUACUUGGUACCAAUGUUUGAAACCUUGACCUUGGAGUUUGACCUACUUUCAAGAAAACCUAAUCUAUUCAAUAUUUCCUGAACUUUUUAUGAGAAGGUUUUCAUAAUUUGCAUACAGAUCCCUUAUAGUAAAAUUUUAUAUUUCAUACAUAAUGUAUAAACUUAUGAUCUGAACCUUGGAGUUUGACCCAAAUUUCAAAACUUUAACCAAACCAUUAACCUUGCUCAUAACUUUGGAAUAGUGACUAAUACAUGUGUGGUGAGGCUAUCAUAUUUCAGAUAUGCGUUUCAUGUGACAAAACCUUUUUUCGGUACUUAAGUUUCUAAACUUGUAACUUUGACCUUGGAAUUUGGCCUACUAUUAAGCAAACCUACCUAUUAAAUAUAUUCUGAACUAUUUAAGGUAGGGCUUUUAUAUUUUGUAUAAACAUUUUGUACAUGUAUAUUCUUUGUGGUAAGGCCUUUCUAGAGCAUCUAAUCUGUUGAAUAUCUCCAGAACUAUUUAAGGUAGAGCGUUGCUUUUCUGUAUAAAUAUUCAUUAUGGUAAGUCCUUUCAUUUCAUACCAUGUUCUUGGACCCUAUGACCUUAACCAGCAGAACAGCAAUGUCAUAUCAGUCGCAUUGGUGUUGAAGUAUCCCCAUGUUAUGUGAAAUCAAAUUAUGUUUUGUCAUCACCAUUUGGAGCUAGCCUACACAAUAUGGAGUCAAAUUUUUCAUGGGAAUAGACUGAAAAAAUGUCAAACUUACAACAGUGAUGCCAAGGGAACUGGGUGAGCGAUGCGGCGUAUGGGUCCCUUGUCAAAAGUCAGGGAUAUGUGUAAAGACUUUUAUGAUGUGUAUUAGAUUUAUAAACAGUUCACAUCACUGUGUUAUUGUGCUCAUGUUCAUUAUCAUUAUUAUAAGCAAAAUUCAUUAAAACUUAUUUUAUGUUUUUAUCAAGGGAUUAAAAAGUGAAUAGAAAAUAUC